UCAUGAAUAUGAAUUUGUUCAGAAGGUCACACACUCGCACCAUCAGCUGUGCAUGCGGUCCCUAGACCAAUAGGAUUUCACCAAUUAAGUAUGUUAAUUGAAGACACAGAGGCAGGCUCUCCUCACUUCAGUUGCUGUCGUUCCAGGGGACACUACUAUCAGAUCUGCACUUUCAUUGCAGUAUCAUAGCUCAUCAUCUGGACUCCACACCAUUUCAUGCUUGGACUAUAUUUUCUUUCUUUUCUUUCAUAUCUGUGUGCGUCCUUAAGAGCAAAAUAAAAAUAAAAAGUUCUGGCAGCGGUGGGAUUCGAACCCACGCCAUCGAAAUGACUGGAGCCUAAAUCCAGCGCCUUAGACCACUCGGCCACGCUACCGUAUUGACUCUAGUAGACAGACCAAACAACUUAACUGUGCCAGAUACUGAAUCUUGAAAGCAGCAGGACGCAGAGGCGUGGCUGUCAGAAACCACUGUUGUACGUGCAGCGGGCUCAAAUCGUCGUGGAGGACGGUAACAAGGAGUACAGUCCGCUGCCAGGCACGUCCCCGGACCUUCAGGAUACAUUGGAGAACAAGGAGCGACCCAGUCUGGUCCGGGAAGACGAUUUAACGGCAGCUGCUGCAGCCCUGUUUAGUCUGUCCUAACUUGCAAAGUGAAACUGUGAGACGGAAGAAGACACGUUCCUACAGUCACAGUCAGCAAUUAAAGGAGACAUCAUGGAGGACGACCUCAUGUUCACCAUGGAGGAGGAUGGCAGUGCCAAGAGACCCCCUAUCCAUCGAAGUGCCCCACACCAGCGGGCCUCCUCACUCAGUGAUGCCAACGCCAGUGAUGAUGAUGAUGAGGAAAACCUCAUCUUCCCCAUCCUGGAUGACUCAGCCAGAGAAAUUUGUCACUACCUGAAGAGUAUGGUUUACUCCCGACAGCUGUCAAACUCUCUUCCUAAGGCCAAUUUCAUGUUCAGGAAUGAAACAGAAACGGAGUCAGAACCUCAGUCGUACAAGGUUUUGUCUCAGAGCGCACGGGACCAUUGGAAACAUGCGAUAGAAAAGGCCAAAGCCAUGCCCGACCCCUGGGCACAGUUUCAUCUGGAGGACAUCGAGACUGAACCCUGCAUUCGUUACAGGUACAAUGCCAUCACAGGAGAGUGGGCUCAAGACCAGGUCCACAUCAAGAUGGCUGCUCAGCCGUUUGGGAAAGGGGCCAUGAGGGAGUGCUUCAGAACGAAGAAGCUGUCAAAUUUCUCGCACAGCAGCAACUGGAAGUCAGCAUCCAAUUAUGUGUCCAAGCGUUACAUGGAGACGGUGGACAGAAAUGUUUACUUUGAGGACGUCAGGCUGCAGAUGGAGGCCAAACUGUGGGGAGAAGAGUACAACCGCCACCGACCUCCCAAACAGGUGGACAUCAUGCAGAUGUGUGUGAUGGAGAUGACGAACAGGCCAGGUAACCCGCUCUUCCACCUGGAGCAUUACAUCGAGGGCAAGUACAUCAAAUACAACUCCAACUCCGGCUUCGUGAGGGACGACAACAUCCGACUCACUCCACAGGCCUUCAGUCACUUCAGCUUUGAGCGAUCAGGCCACCAGCUGAUCGUUGUGGACAUCCAAGGAGUCGGAGAUCUCUACACUGACCCUCAGAUCCACACAGAGCAGGGGACUGACUUCGGAGAUGGAAAUCUAGGUGUGCGAGGCAUGGCACUGUUCUUCCACUCCCACCUGUGCAACAAAAUCUGCAAGAGCAUGGGCCUGACGCCUUUCGACAUCGCCCCUGCAGAGAAGAGCCAGCUGGACUGCACUAACAAACUGCUCAAGUCGGCUCAGACGGUGCUGAGGGGCUGCGAGGAGCCCUGCGGUUCUCCCCGUGUUCGUACCAUGUCAGGCAGCCGCGCCCCACUGCUGAUGUCCCGCCUGUCUGAGACGUCUUCUGCAGACGAGAGCACGAGUGACGUGGACUCGGUCCCCUGUUCCCCUCUCACACUCCCCUGCUCCCCGCUGGCGGCACAUGGAUUUAUGGGAAAGUCUCCUUUUGGCGUAUAUUUUACUGGAAUGAAUGAACACGAAAGAAGCAAUAACAACAACACAGGUGAACACAAGGAGUCUGACAGUGGCGGGGACAGCGGUUACCCCAGCGAAAGGAGGAGUGAAGGCGAUCCAAAUGACCACGUAGAUGGGGCCCAUCAUCGCAUCCAAAGACAUUAUUCUGAGUCGGAUGAGGACAGUGUCAGACGGCUGACGGAGGAGAAGUGGAGCUUCUACCAUUCGUCUCGCGCUCACGUGCACCGACCAUCCUGCGUGGCCACUGAGGUGGAGCGACUCAACGCGCUUCUGCAAAAGAAGAUCGGCCAGUCUAUCCUCGGGAAGGUCCACCUGGCGAUGGUGCGGUACCAUGAAGCGGGUCGCUUCUGUGAGAAAGACGAGCAGUGGGAUCAGAACUCGGCCAUGUUCCACCUGGAGAGAGCGGCGCUGUGCGGAGAGCUGGAGGCCAUCAUCGCUCUGGGACAGUGCUGCAUGCAGCUGCCUCAUCACAUCCUGCCAGACAUGGAGCUGGAGGAUAACGCAGGAAACCGGAUGAGAGGUUUUAAGUAUCUGCUGCUGGCUGCUGAGUCCGGAGACAGAAACUCUAUGAUCAUAGUAGCCAGAGCCUUCGAUACUGGGAUCAACCUGUCAGCUGACAGAAAGCAGGACUGGGAGGAGGCGAUCCACUGGUAUGACAGUGUGUUGAACAUGACGGACUAUGACGAGGGGGGAGAGUUCGAUGGGACGCAGGACGAGCCCCGCUACCUGCUGCUGGCCAGAGAAGCAGAGAUGUACCAGGAGGGAGGCUUCAACCUCAACGCAGACCCACAGAAAGCAGGUGAUCUGUUUACAGAAGCAGCAGAAGCUGCCAUGGAGGCAAUGAAAGGUCGCCUGGCAAACCAGUACUACAUGAAGGCCGAGGAAGCCUGGGCGCUUAUGGAGGAAUAGUUCUGGAUGCACAUUUUUAUUACAAAUAGGCCACGGGAGUUCUGACUGAUCGCCGGGACAGUUUACAGAUUUUUUUAUUACAGAUUUUUUUGCCAGUGGUGCUGUGUGUGUGUUCAGGUUUAGGAUCGGGCUUAAAUGUCCAGAUUUCUGUUCUUCUUUUCCUGUUUGUGAGUCACCCUGACUCCUUUUUUCUUUAAUGUCUUGUCUGAUUAUCUUUUGACUAAGUGAGUGUGCUGGCUGUAUGAAAGAGAAGGUCUGAAAGACCAAAACAAAGAAAAAAAAGUUUACUUACUUGCAGCAAAUGUUAAGACAUUUGUGUUGGAGGAAUGUAUGUAAAAUAAAAAUGCUUGGAGUUUCAAA
Centropristis striata (black sea bass) is the source of this 3321-nucleotide messenger RNA. RefSeq names its product eukaryotic elongation factor 2 kinase (gene eef2k). Bases 715 to 2961 code for a protein of 748 amino acids. Gene Ontology annotation, molecular function: ATP binding; calmodulin binding; calcium ion binding. The transcript is spliced from 21 exons. Gene Ontology annotation, biological process: protein phosphorylation. NCBI's taxonomy places the organism in Eukaryota, Metazoa, Chordata, Actinopteri, Perciformes, Serranidae. The record is from RefSeq and is a predicted model, not a curated record.